Molecule: messenger RNA, 1587 nt
Organism: Cynara cardunculus var. scolymus (artichoke)
Lineage: Eukaryota; Viridiplantae; Streptophyta; Magnoliopsida; Asterales; Asteraceae
Product: berberine bridge enzyme-like 8
Exons: 1
Coding region: 1-1587 (528 amino acids)
Molecular function (GO): oxidoreductase activity; FAD binding
Source: RefSeq, a predicted model, not a curated record
AUGUCUCUUCUUGCACUCAUCUUUGUCUUCCUCUUUAGACAUUCACUCGCAACCUCAAAAGAUGCGCAAGAAAACUUCAUCCGAUGCCUACUCAAUUCAAAUGAACUUAAUACUCCGAUUGCCGUAGCAAUAUACACUCCGGCCAACUCUUCCUUCCCCACCGUGUUGCAAGCCUACAUCCGUGACCUCCGCUUCAACGAACCCACCAUUGCGAAACCGGAGCUAAUCGUUACUGCAUUAGAUAUUUCGCACAUUCAGGCCUCCGUCAUUUGCGCUAAACAACACAACUUGUUGAUGAAAAUCAGAAGCGGCGGUCAUGACUAUGAGGGUCUAUCGUUCGUCGCCCAAACCCCAUUCUUUAUCCUGGACUUGUUCAACUUUCGAUCAAUCGAAGUCUCCAUUGAGGAAGAGACGGCAUGGGUUCAAGCCGGUGCCACCCUCGGAGAACUUUACUAUAGGAUAUCCGAGAAAAGCAACACUCAUGGCUUCCCAGCCGGAGUUUGCCCUACGGUUGGCGUUGGUGGUCAUUUCAGCGGUGGAGGAUACGGUAACAUGAUGAGAAAAUACGGUCUUUCUGUUGAUAACAUCAUCGAUGCUCAACUCAUUGAUGUCGAUGGAAAACUUCUGGAUCGAGAAUCAAUGGGUGAAGAUUUGUUUUGGGCCAUCACUGGUGGCGGUGCAGCAAGUUUCGGAGUCGUUAUUUCAUACAAAAUAAACCUAGUCCUCGUUCCAGCCAACGUAACUGUCUUCCAAGUAAUACGAACAUCGGAACAAAACGUCAUCGACGUUGCCCACCGGUGGCUACAAGUCGCCGACAAGUUAGACAACAAUCUAUUCAUCCGAAUGAUCUUGGACGUGGUCAACGACCCAAAUGGUGCUAAAACAAUACGUGCUUCAUUUCCCAGCUUGUUCCUCGGUGACACCACAACCCUAGUAAGUCUCAUGGACCAAAGCUUCCCAGAGYUAGGGUUACAGAUUUCAGACUGUACACAAAUGAACUGGACCCAAUCAGUUCUUUGGUACUACAGCUUCCCCCCUGGUUCACUAGACGAAACCCUACUCAGCCGAAUUCCACGAGUUCUUACUCACGAGAAAAGAAAAUCCGAUUAUGUAAAAUAUCCCAUCUCAAAACUAGGAUUAGCGCUCAUCUUUGAUAAGAUGAUUGAGUUAGAACGUCCAAGUUUAACUUUCAACCCUUACGGUGGCCGAAUGAGUGAGAUCUCCGAGUUCGCUAAACCAUUCCCGCAUCGAGCUGGGAACAUCGCAUUGAUUCAAUACCGAUUCGAUUGGAGUGAAGAUGGGGUUGAAGCAGCAAACCGCUACGUAAACCUGGCUAGGGUUUUGCAUGAAUACAUGACUCCAUUUGUGUCAACGUUUCCCAGAGAAGCUUUCUUGAAUUACAGGGAUUUGGACAUUGGUGUAACUGACAAUGGGAAGAACAGUUAUCUGGAAGGAAGUGUUUAUGGGAUCAAGUACUUCAAAGAGACCAAUUUCAGAAGGUUGGUGAAGGUGAAGACCAUGGUGGAUCCUGAUAACUUCUUCAGAAAUGAGCAAGGUAUCCCAACUUUGCCUUCUUUGAGGAAGUGA